This is a messenger RNA of Dentiscutata heterogama, 275 nucleotides long. Lineage: Eukaryota; Fungi; Glomeromycota; Glomeromycetes; Diversisporales; Gigasporaceae. The record is from the annotation of a GenBank genome assembly.
GGCCUGAGCUGUUGCUUGCGUGCCAAAAUUGAUAUGAAGAAUCUCAAUAAGGCACUUCGUGAUCCUGUUCUAUAUAGGUGCAAUAUAUUACCUCAUCAUCGUACUGGGAAUAAAUGGAAAAUUUACCCUACAUAUGAUUUUGCUUGUCCAAUUGUUGAUUCUAUCGAAGGUGUCACACAUGCAUUAAGAACUAAUGAAUAUCGUGAUCGUAAUGCCCAGUAUGAUUGGAUAAUUAAUGCCUUAGAAUUGAGGAAAGUGCUUAUUUGGGAUUUCAG